This is a messenger RNA of Triticum aestivum (bread wheat), 5870 nucleotides long. Its product is annotated as putative disease resistance protein RGA4. Gene Ontology annotation, molecular function: ADP binding. The coding region runs from base 295 to 4563 and encodes 1422 amino acids. The record is from RefSeq and is a predicted model, not a curated record. The transcript is spliced from 10 exons. Lineage: Eukaryota; Viridiplantae; Streptophyta; Magnoliopsida; Poales; Poaceae.
AGAGCACUCUCCAGACACUCACUCUCACUCUCUCUGAAGCUGCUCCUCACUCUUCACCUCCGCCAUCGCCUACUCCCUCCAUCUCCUCCCCAGCGACCCAGCUCCUACUCUCACCACGGCCACGGCGGUUCCCGGAUCUGAACCAGCCGCACCGUAACGCCGCCGUACAGCAGCAGUCCCAACAGGUACCCUUCCCUGGCCGGCAGCGGCACCUAUCACCGGCAGGCGGCAUCCAAGAUCGCCCCGCUUGCACCAACGCGCCGCAAAUCCUCCAUCCCUACAUCCGACUAGGGGAUGGCCGACGCGGCCCUCAGGGCAGCACAAUGGGUGGUGGGCAAGGCGGUAGCCCCUGUUGUCGAUGGCGUGCUGGAGACUUGGGCGGCCACCAGGAACUUUCAGCCCAACAUCGAGGCCCUGAGCAUGGAACUGUUGCUCGUGAAGGCCACCCUUGAACAAGCUGCCCUCAAGGAGCUCGGCGGGCCGGCCAUGGAGGUGCUGCUGCAGAAGCUGCGGGACUCGGCACACAAUGCUGAGGACUUGCUGGAUGAGUUGGACUACUUCCGCAUCCAUGAUGUGCUUCACGGCACUCAUGAUGCUGCCGACGUGCACGGCAAAGGCGGCGUCCAGGAUCUCGCCCUAACUGUUCGCCACACAGCCAAAGCUCUUGGCAAAAACCUGCCAUCUUUGCCCGCGUACGGUCGGAAGAGGUCACGAGGUGAUUCCUCCUCAACACCAAAUGCCAAUCAGGUUGAUGAGGAAGUCAGCAGACACAUGCCCAAGCUCGGUAAAAUCUUCCCUGGCUCAUCUUCCCCACAUCCACAUGUUCGUGCUGAUGAAGAUUGUGGCAAUGCGCAAGAAACACCAAUGCCUGAGUUUAAUAAGGCUGAGUUCUCUCAAAGGAUGAAGGGCAUUGUAGAGAAACUGCAGACUGUCCGUAAGGAUGUUAACAACAUUCUGCAAGUUUGUGGCCCUAGAAUUGUCCUAGACACUGCCCACCAUCGUCCCACCACCACACCUCAGAGUGCUGAGCCAAAAUUGUACGGAAGGGACCAUGUCAUGAAUAGCAUCAUACAUGAUAUCACCAAGGGUCAAUACUGUGACAAGGGUCUAACCGUGCUUCCAGUUGUUGGCCAAGGUGGAAUGGGGAAGACAACUCUGAUACAACACAUAUAUAACAACCAACAAGCGCAGAAUCAUUUUCCGGUCAGGAUUUGGAUAUGUGUGUCAUUCAGUUUCAACCUGGGUAAAACACUAGAAGAGAUUAUAAGAUAUACACCUGCAGUUGAAGGUGAAAAUGGGUGUAGUACAACACAAGAGCUGAUUGAACAAAGAUUGAAACACAAAAGGUUCUUACUUAUAUUGGAUGAUAUAUGGCAGUUUACUGAUGUGGAUGACUGGAAAAAACUAUUAUUGAUACUUGGCAAGUCACAAGAAAAGGGUUCCAUGAUUCUAGUCACAACUCGGCAAAAGGAAAUAGCAGACCAGGUUAAGAAAACUGUUGAGCCAAUAGAACUGAAUGGUUUAGAACCUAGAGAGUUUAAGAAGUUAUUCCUUUUAUAUGUCUUUGAUGCUGAGCAAUACCCAGAGAAAAAACUUCAUUUGCUUGACACUGGAGAUAAGAUAAUGGAAAAACUAAAGGGCUCCCCUCUUGCAGCAAAGACCGUUGGUAGAUUACUAAGGACAAACACUUGUUUGGCUCAUUGGAGAAUGGUCCUAAAUAGUAAACAAUGGGCGAAACAGACCAAUGGAAUUAUGCCUGCCUUGGAGCUUAGCUAUGACUUUCUUCCUUUCCAUUUGCAAAGGUGGUUUUCCUAUUCUGCAUUAUUUCCUGAAGACUACCAUUUCAGAAGGCAUGAGCUCAUCAGCCUAUGGACCGGACUAGAUAUUUUGACACCUUCUAAUCAAAACCCAACUUUUGAAGGCACAGGUCUGAGCAUUUUAAAUGACUUAGUCAUCCAUGGAUUUUUCAGAGAAUAUAAAACUGGUGGUGAUAUAUGGUAUGUUAUGCAUGACCUACUGCAUGAGUUGGCAUUGAAGGUUGCAUCACAUGAUUGUCUUAGUUUUCGCCUCCCUGAUGUUGGAUCGGUAGAAAUUAAGCCAUCCACCCGGCACUUGUCUAUAAGCAUAGAGAACUUGGGUGAAUAUAAUGGUAAAAACUUAAAGAGGGAAUUGGAAAAACUGAAGACAAGAUUGAAGGUUGAACAUUUGCAAACACUGAUGUUAUUUGGAGCAACGGAUGAAGGUCUUGCUAAGCUAUUUGGUGAUUUUCUCGGGGAAGCAAAUGCUCUCCGUGUUCUUUAUUUGCCCCACCUGAAGUAUCCGGUCGAGGCCAUGGUACAUAACUUUUCAGGACUUAUCCACCUACGAUUCCUAUGUCUAGGGUCAUUGGAGAGUGUGGUGCCCAUUAUUUUACCACUUAACAUCUCUAAAUUUUAUCAUCUAAGGGUUCUAGAUCUUAAGUCAUGGUCUGGCAGUAGCAGGGGCGGAGCCAGCCCAGUGGGCCGCCCCGGGCCCUCUUCAUAUACUGUAGCGGAUAUGUGGACAGUAAAUCGCUACAGUAUAAGAAGAAAUUGGGCCUCACGCCGCAGGCCUGGGCCCUGGGGGUCUGGGGGCCUGUAUCCGCCACUGAGCAGUGGUGGUUUUCCUGAAGGCAUGAGUAACCUUGCAAAAUUGUGCCAUUAUUAUACCCCAAGAGAUGAUGAGCUUCAUUCUAAUAUUUGUAAUGUGGGAAAACUUGAACUCUUGGAAAAGUUAAAGGUAUUUCGAAUCAAUAAAAAAAGUGAAGGAUUUGAACCAUAUCAACUAGAGCAUUUGACCAAGCUGUGGGAGCUUGGCAUCUACAACCUUGAGAAAAUACAUACGGAAGAUGAGGCAGCUCAAGUCAAACUGAAUGAGAAAAAGUGCUUGAGAAGGUUAACAUUGGACUGGGAUCAUAGUGAGCAAUAUAGUGUUGAGCCUGGUGUGGAAGCAGUGGUUCUAGAGUGCCUUCGACCACAUGAAAAUCUUGAAGUGUUAUGCAUUAGAGGGCACAGAGGCCCCACUUGUCCAACAUGGCUGGGUGAUGAGCUUGUUGUUGAGACUCUGCAAUCUCUUUGUCUUGAUGAUGUUUCUUGGAAGGUUUUCCCUUCUUUACGGAACAUGGGGGAUCUUUGUGAACUUGAGAUACAAGAUUGUCCAGGAUUCUCAUCAGUGAUUUCCAUGUCCUGGAUUGAAAAUCUGCGUCGUGUCACGGUAAAACAUGUAAAGUUACUAGAAAAUUUUGAGUACUCAAAAUCAUCAGAUGGAGUAGAAUUGAAUAUUGAGGGAAAGCAUGGUCUGCAUGGCUUAGAUCAAGCGUUAUUUUUUGAUAAAGAAACGAGUCUUGAGAAGCUGACACUCAAGAGGUGCCCGCCUCUGGAGUUGAAGCACCUUCUGAUGCUAACCUCGUUGAAGACAUUGAUGGUAUGGAAUUCAGUAAGUCUGGUUGGACCACUAGGAGGUCAGGGUAAUGUGGAAUGGCAGCUCCCUGUUGAGCACAUCAAGAUCAGCAACUUGAAUGGUAAUAGUGGGAAGGAAUUGACAGAGCUCUUAUCCCACCUCCCAAAGCUCUCCAAUUUGGAUAUACAACAUUGUAAAAACAUAAAACAGCUAGUAGUGGGGGUGGAUGUGAAACAAACAACACCAGCAACACCAAAGCUGGUCUUCCCAGCUCAUCUCUUUGACUCAUUACGGGAAUUGGAGUUCUAUGGCUGCCUAGAGGUGAUCCUGGUGGACCCGCGAACUCUUCUUCCUGAAGGAGUAUGGCUCCAAGCCUUGCGGUCCCUCCAGAGAUUAACAAUACAGGAGUGCCCAAAGUUUCUAUCCGCCUUCUCAUUUUCCGGUCACCUUUUUCCUUCCUCCCUGGAGUUCCUGAAGCUUACGGGUGUUAAAGGCAUGGGGACACUAGAGCCCCUCUCAAACCUCUCCUCCCUUACCAGAUUAGAAUUGUAUUGGUGCGGAGAGGAUCUAAAAUGUCAGGGCUUGCAGUCUCUCCUUACCACCAGUGGUCAGCUCAGCAAAUUAAGAGUCAUAGGUAGCCCUGGUUCCUUUGCUAAUUGGGAUCCCAAUCCCAGACGGGAGUUGGAGGAUGUUGAAGGAGGACAAGAGCAACCUGUUUCAUCGAGACUGCAGGAGCUCUACACGUAUGUUGACGAGGGACUCCUUUCUGCACCUGUCUGCAGCUUGCUCUCUUCCUCCCUCACCAUGCUGGAACUUCAAGGGGGUGGGUGUGAAGGGAUGGAGCGCUUCAGCAAGGAGCAGGAGGACGCCCUUCAGCUCCUCUCCUCCCUCCAGCAACUUCACUUUUCGUGUUUCCAGAAGCUUCAGCAACUUCCUGCAGGCCUGCACAACCUUACCAGCCUCAAGGAAUUAAUGAUCUACGACUGUCCAGCUAUCUCGUCAUUGCCCAAGGAUGGCCUCCCCAAAUCACUGCAAAAGUUAUGGGUCAGCAACUGCGGCAACCAGGAGCUAAUACAGCAGUGCAGGGGUUUGAAGGACAUCAUGCAUGACAUUCUUAUAAACACAAUUGCCACAUGCAUGACAUGAGGUCCUUGUGGCUGCCGCUGUAUCAUAUCAAUUUGGUGUUCUUGUGCUUCUGAUGCCUUUCUGCUACUUUGCUAUUCGCACCACUUCUGUUUAUAUUUGUUCCAAACUCAUGAAGACUUGAUAUGGUGUAUCUGGAAAGUUUAGUUUUGAUGUUCAAAAGGUCAUCAUGGCAUAAUUAUGAAAAAAAACUCGGUUUUCAGUGUUCUGCCACCAAUAAGGUUUGCAUUUCUGUAUCCAGUCUACAUUCUACCGAUACAAGGGCAAGUGCAAUUUUGAAAUUUCAUAACUCCAUUAAGUCAUCAAGAUGCAUAAUUACAACCCCAGGACAGUGUCUUUUAACAAGACUUCAGAAGAUCUCUUCUUUCCAACUGCUACAUGUCACCAACAGACUGGCAGAGCUGCACAGAAAAAAUGAACAUGUGGUACUGCUGAUAAAUUCCCGUCUCACUCUAUUAUCUUGGGGAAAAUUGCAAUGCAGUCUAGGGUAUCAUUUAUGCAUAUGAACUUAUGAAGUGAUACAGCAUGCGCCACUGCAACUUGGAAUUUGUCCCUAAUUGGUCUUCAGAUGGAUCCCCCCUCUGAAGUAUCUCAUGUAUAUGCAGCAGCAUGGAUAUCACUGGAAGAAAAAGAUGGAGGUGGGGAAACCGGGAAAGGUGUCGUUGAAGGGUUACCGCACCACUUGCUAGAAACAAUUGCAGAAAUGCUUGUUGGCUCCCAUCACUAAACUGAUGUACCUAAAAUACUCAGAGGUUCAUUCAUGCGAGAAUCUACUGCCAAGGAUGGUGACGAAUUGACUUGCGACCAGUCCGCGGAAGAUCAGAAGCCAUACUAAGGAAGAAGCAGAAACACGGCCUAGGCUGGCUUGUGAUGUCGCUCGGAAUUAAAUUGCUGUGAUGAGAACAACCGGACUGCAUCAUCUUCUGAAGAGAGCGACACUUGUCAUGCUGUUAACUGGAGAAAUCGACACCCAGCAGUCGAUUGGCGCCAAACCGGGCGGGCACAACGUCGACCGUCAGAUCUUCAUCUAACAGCAACUCACAGCUUCGUUCAGAGUUACGACAGACCACCUCCCUUGGUGGCGCAUCCAGCGGCUCUGAAGACUGGAGCGGCCCCAGUUUGAACUAUUACCUUUAUUACUGCCUCCUUGUUCACCUGCUUUACUUCAUUAGCAUCGUUAAAGUUAAGAUUACCUUUCACUGGUUGUAAUUAAUGGGUAUAAAACCAACCCGGGAUCUAUCUGAGAGCCAUCUUCCUGUACUUGGGGUAAAUGCGUGUCCUUAAUCUGCUAUAUAUUUAUCUUGCGGUCA